This is a messenger RNA of Engraulis encrasicolus (European anchovy), 4204 nucleotides long. RefSeq lists its product as uncharacterized. NCBI's taxonomy places the organism in Eukaryota, Metazoa, Chordata, Actinopteri, Clupeiformes, Engraulidae. The transcript is spliced from 24 exons. The record is from RefSeq and is a predicted model, not a curated record. Bases 311 to 3814 code for a protein of 1167 amino acids.
CAUUCCCCACACACACUAGAAUGCAUGCAACUUCCGGUAUGUCCCCAUAUUGACUACAUUUUACCCUUCCCCCACUUGAAUGCAUGCAUGUUCCUUGAUUGAGGUGCGGUACAAAACGCUAUUCUCACACACUCUCACUUUUGUGUCCCCACAUUGACCACGUUUUGCCCCUCCCCCACUUUAUCGGUUGCAUAUAACUUUGAUAUUGAUACCUCCUCUGUAAGAACGCCAUUUCGGGAAGUAGAUGCACGUGGAUGGCAGCGUUUUGCAUUCGGGUUGGAGUUCCUAAAAUGUAUUGGGUACAUCUGUAAUGAAGAAGAAAUAUUGGUCAGCUCAAAUGACAAGUGCCAACCUAGAGAGGUUUUCAAAACGCCUUGCAGUUUUGCGCCAGCAUCAUGCAAAGUGUGAAGUCAAGUAUAAUAACAUGAUGGCCAUGGAUGGCGGGGAUCUUUUCAGCAAAGCAGCAGAUUCAGUAGCAGCUGAUGUGCACAAUAUGGCCAUGGAUGGCGGGGAUCUUUUCAGCAAAGCAGCAGAUUCAGUAGCAGCUGAUGUGCACAAUAUGGUCAAGGAUGGCGGGGAUCUUUUCAGCAAAGCAGCAGAUUCAGUAGCAGCUGAUGUGCACAAUAUGGCCAUGGAUGGCGGGGAUCUUUUCAGCAAAGCAGCAGAUUCAGUAGCAGCUGAUGUGCACAAUAUGGUCAAGGAUGGCGGGGAUCUUUUCAGCAAAGCAGCAGAUUCAGUAGCAGCUGAUGUGCACAAUAUGGCCAUGGAUGGCGGGGAUCUUUUCAGCAAAGCAGCAGAUUCAGUAGCAGCUGAUGUGCACAAUAUGGUCAAGGAUGGCGGGGAUCUUUUCAGCAAAGCAGCAGAUUCAGUAGCAGCUGAUGUGCACAAUAUGGCCAUGGAUGGCGGGGAUCUUUUCAGCAAAGCAGCAGAUUCAGUAGCAGCUGAUGUGCACAAUAUGGUCAAGGAUGGCGGGGAUCUUUUCAGCAAAGCAGCAGAUUCAGUAGCAGCUGAUGUGCACAAUAUGGCCAUGGAUGGCGGGGAUCUUUUCAGCAAAGCAGCAGAUUCAGUAGCAGCUGAUGUGCACAAUCUGACCCCUGACAUGCUGGGGAUUCGCAAGUGUUUGCCAAGUGAUUCCCAAGUGUCCAGCAUCAGUGAAGAUGAAGACAUCAGUUGCAGUGAUGUUGAUUAUGUCCCUGAUUCACAGAGUACAUCAGAUGAUGAGCAAAGUGAUGAUGAACCUGCAAAGGUCAGACGUUCCGUUCCUUCUGUGGCCACUAGGACAUGUGCUAGCUCCAGCGAAAGCACACCUCAAGCAUUAACAGAUGAAUCAAUAGUGGUGAUGAGUGUACAGAAGAACACUGAUGGAUCAAGAGUCUAUAACAAAAAACACUUCUGCAUUUUUUGUUCGAAGCCUUAUUCUAAAAUUGCCAGACAUCUGGAACAUAAACACAAACAAGAAGCAGAAGUAGCUGCGGCUCUUAGAUUUCCAAAACAAUCAAAAUCAAGGAGAAUUCAACUUGAUUAUCUCCGUAAAAAAGGAGACCGGGCACACAACCUUGAUGUUAUGCGAGAAGGAUCUGGCACGGUUGUCCCUUGUAAGCAAUCAAGUAAGGCCGAUAUCAAGGCGCAAGAUUUUUCACAUUGUGCUGCUUGCCAAGGGCUGUUUAAGAAGCGAUUUCUAUGGAAACACAUGAAAACAUGCACCUUAGCACAGAGGUGUAGCCUACUGAAACCAGGCAGAAACAGAAUUCUCUCCCUUUGUGCUAAUGCCGAGCCUGUGCCCAAGACCAUCAGUGCUAAAUUAUGGAGACUCAUCAAUACGAUGACACAAGAUGAUGUGACCUUUGCAAUUAAGCAGGAUGAGUGCAUUAUAAGGCUGGGAGAACGAUUGUUGAACAAGAGUGCUGAUGACCUUUCAAAACAUGCAGAGAUCAGGCAAAAGAUGAGAGAGGUGGGAAGACUGCUUCUUGCUGGCAGAGAACUAUCAACAUUCCAGACAAUGAAGGACUUCAUUGACCCAUCCAACUUCCGCAAUGUCGUGGAGGCUGUGAGACGUGUAGCCCAUUAUGACGAGGACAGCAGCUCUUUCAAAAUACCAUCACUGCCUCUGAAAUUAGGCCACAGUCUACAAAAAAUAGCGGAAAAUGUGGAAGGUGAUGCGAUGAUUUCAGGGAAGAAAAAAGUAGCCCAGAAGGCCCACGAAUUCCAAAGACUAUACCGAACCUUUUGGAAUGAAAUGAUUUCUGCAUCUGCCUUAAGAACACUUGAAGAGGCUAAAUGGAACAAGCCAUUACUCAUACCCUUUACAGAAGAUGUGAAGAAGAUGCACCUACACAUGGAAAAGAAACAAAAGCAUGCCUAUCAACGGCUCAUGUCAGAGAAUUCAUCUAAAAAUUGGAGAGAACUAGCUAGUGUGACCCUUGCACAGCUGAUUCUGUUUAAUCGGAGAAGAGAGGGAGAAGUCUCGAAAAUGCGACUUUCAGCAUUUAAUGUAACCGAUGACCCUCUUCAUUCGGAUGUGGCAGAGGCUCUAACUGCUCUAGAGAAAAAACUCUACAGCCACUUCAAAAGAAUCGAGAUCCGAGGGAAAAGAGGCAGGAAAGUUCCCCUCCUGUUAACCCCAAAAAUGCAACAAUCCAUGGAGCUGCUUACGAAGACGCGCCUAUCCUGUGGCGUUCUGGAAGAGAAUGUGUUCUUCUUCGCUCGUCCAAGACAAGAGACAUACCUAAGAGGGCAUGCUUGCAUACAUCGUUUUGCAAGAGAAUGCAAAGCCAACCAUCCCGAACGCAUCCAGUCUACAAAGCUGCGUAAACACAUCGCCACUCUCUUAAAGAUUUUGAAUCUCAAUGAGUCUGAAAUGGACCAGGUCACCGAAUUCUUAGGGCAUAACCUCACCGUGCAUCGGAAGUUCUACCGUCUACCAGAGGGUACUCUUCAGCUCGCAAAACUCAGUAAAGUUUUCAUGGCAAUGGAGAGAGGGUCACUGAUGGAGUUUAAAGGAAAAAACCUCGACCAGAUUGAAAUAGAUCCAAAUGAAACCAUUCCAGAGGAGAACAGUGACCUUUCAGACACUGAACUGCUAGACUCUCCUCCUUCAGCUGGCAAAAAAUGCACAUCAAAAAGGAGGGUCCACAGGGACUACCAGUCCAGUGGUCAAGACUCAGUCCCCAAGAAAGGUGCAUCAAAAAAGGCCAACAGAGUCUCAAAGUCUGAUGACCAAGACUCAAGCCCCAAGAAAUGUUCAUCAAAGAAGAGGGUCCACAGAGUCUCUGACUCCAACGAUCAAAGCUCAGCCCCCAAGAAAGGUGCAUCAAAAAAGAAGGUCCACAGAGUCUCAUCAAAAAAGAAGGUCCACAGAGUCUCAAAGUCUGACGACCAAGACUCCAGCCCCAAGAAACGCACAUCAAAAAGGAGGGUCCACAGGGACUCUGACUCCAGUGAUCAAGAUGCAGCCCCCAAGAGAGGCACAUCAAAAAGGAGGGUCCACAGGGACUCUGACUCCAGUGAUCAAGAUGCAGCCCCCAAGAGAGGUACAUCAAAGAAGAGGGUCCACAGAGUCUCUGAGUCCGACGAUCAAAGCUCAACCCCCAAGAAAGCACGCCGCCAGAGAACUCCAUGGAGUACAGACGAAAUCUGUGCUGUGGAAAAGACUCUGAUGAAGUUCAUAAAAACCGGAAGAACACCUGGAAAGGCAGACUGCAUCUCAUGCAUCAAUGCAGCACCUGAAGCACUCAAGGCCCGUGACUGGAUGGCAGUUAAGUUCUACGUCAAGAAUCGCUGCGUGUCUGAUAACAGAACUGCAAAAAUCUUUUGAGACACGCAAUAGAGGAAAUUGGCUCAAGUCAUCCUUUAAAGCUCUUCAAAAUAUGCAACUUAGGAACCGAACUUCAUAUUUCAACAUGCAGUGGUAAUGCUCAGACUACCCUGGACUUGUCAGUCAGUACCUGAUUUUUUUUCUUCUUUUUCUUCAGCCUUUUCCGAGAUCCUGGUCAUUGAAAUGGGGGCAGGUGUUUGUUUACAUUUAAAAUAACCAAAUAUUUUCCCAAAAGGUAUCGCUGUUUGUUAGUUGUCUGCUGAUGUUUCAUAUCCUUUAGGGUGCUUUUGGGAAUAAAUCAAGAUGGAGUAAGCCCAUGUUAAGAAUUUUUAAAAUGUAAACAAAAUCUGUCCCCAUUCGAAUAGCUCAGAUCUCCGAAAGGGCUGAGCG